CUCUCUCUCUCUCUCUCUCUCUCUCUCUGCUGUCUGCGCUCUCCGUCUGACCCAGAGACUUUACGCACAGAUCCAUUCUCUCCAUUCUCUCCAUCUCAUCGUAGCUCUCCUUUAGCGGUCAAAUAAGGACCAACCAGGAGGACUGGACAUGUUUGGGAUGUGGAAGGGGCUCGUCGGGCUGUCCACAUCGUGGUGCCUGCUGAUGCUGGUUCAGUUUUCAUCUAAAGCAGAUGCAGCCUACGUAUGCAGUUCCACUCAGUUUAAGUGUGGAAAUGAGAAGUGCAUCACCCACAAGUGGAUUUGUGAUGGAACUGAUGACUGUGGUGAUGGAACUGAUGAACUACCAGCAACCUGUGCAACCAAAACAUGUCUGCAGUCAGAGUUCAACUGCGGCGAGCCCACAAACCAGUGUAUCCCAGGAACCUGGCACUGUGACGGCAGGGCUGAAUGUCUCAACGGAGCUGACGAGAACAACUGCACGGCCAAACCAUGCAGGGCUGAUUACUUUCGCUGCAGCAACGGUCAGUGUAUAUCCAAAACAUUUGUUUGUGACGGAGACGACGACUGUUCGGACGGCUCCGAUGAGGCUUCCUGCCCCAAACCCAGCUGCAUCCCUGGUUCCUUCCAGUGCAACAACUCAGUGUGCGUGCUGGCCGUGUGGAGCUGCGACGGAGACAGUGACUGUGCCGAUGGAUCGGACGAGUGGCCCAAGAACUGUGUGGGACGGCAGCCGGAGAAGACGGGGCCGGGCUGCGGCAUCCACGACUUCCAGUGUGCAAACGGGGAGUGUAUCCACAGCAGCUGGAGGUGUGACGGAGGCCUGGACUGCAAGGAUCGGUCGGACGAGGUCAACUGCAGUCGUCCCACUUGUCGCCCAGAUGAGUUCCAGUGUAACGAUGGUGCUUGUAUCCAUGGUAGCGGCCAAUGUGACACAGUGCCCGACUGCAGGGACCUCAGUGAUGAGAUUGACUGCCACAUAGAAAAUGUAUGUGAAGGCCCCACGAAGUUCAAGUGUGGCAGCGGGGAGUGUAUCAGCAUGGAGAAAGUGUGCGACAAACAGACAGACUGCGGGGACUUGUCCGAUGAACCUGUCAGUGACUGUAAGAACGAGUGUUUGACUGGAAACGGGGGAUGCUCAAAUUUCUGCAAUAACCUGAAGAUCGGCUACAACUGCUCCUGCCCUGCUGGAUACAGCCUGAAGACGGACAAGAAAACCUGUGAAGACAUUGAUGAAUGUGCUGAGGGAGACACUUGCACUCAGAUCUGCAUCAACCUUCCCGGCAGCUACAAGUGUGAUUGUGGGGAGGGCUACGAGUUCGACCCUGUGAGCAAGACAUGCAGGGCCGAAUCAGGCACCGUACCCACACUCUACUUCACCAAUAGACACGAGGUGAGGAAGAUGACGGUGGACCGCAGCGAGUACGUCCGUCUGAUCCCUCAGCUGAAGAAUGCGGUGGCUUUGGACAUGGACAUGCCUAACAAGAUGAUCUUCUGGUCCGACCUGUCUAUGAAGAAAAUCUACAGCUCCAAUCUAGACGUGGCCGGUAACUCUUCCCACCACUCUGUGGUGAUUGGCAGCAACAUUGAGGCCCCAGAAGGCAUUGCGGUGGAUUGGAUCCAUGGCAACAUCUACUGGACUGACAGCGAUUUGAAGACUAUCUCUGUGGCAACAACAAACGGCAGCAAGAGGAAGACCCUGAUCACAAAAAACCUGCAGAAGCCAAGAGCCAUCACAGUCGACCCUGUGAAUAACUUUAUGUACUGGACAGACUGGGGUGAGGAGGCCAAGAUAGAGAAGAGUGGGUUGAACGGAGCGGAUCGUGUUGCCUUGGUAACAGAUAACAUCAUGUGGCCCAAUGGCAUCACACUUGACAUGGUCAACCAGCGUCUGUACUGGGUGGACUCCAAGAUGCACACUCUGUCCAGCAUUGAUGUGAACGGAGGGACACGACACAGUCUCAUUUCCAGCAAGGAAAAGCUCUCCCACCCCCUCUCUUUGACUGUCUUUGAGGACAGAGUGUUUUGGACAGACAUGAUCAAAAGUGCUGUUUACAGUGCCAGCCGCCUGACGGGGAAGGACAUCACUCUGCUGGCAUCGGACCUGGACCAGCCAGAGGACAUCGUGCUGUACCACACCCUCAAGCAGCAAACCGGUAAAAACUGGUGCAGAGAGAGUAGCAGUGAGAAUGGAGGAUGCGAGUUCCUGUGCCUUCCUGCCCCACAGAUCAACCAGCGCUCUCCUAAAUACACCUGCGCCUGUCCUGACCACCUGACCAUGGGACCCGACAUGAGGACAUGUGUGACACCUGCCACACCUGCUGAAACCAAAACUGGUGCACCGCUCCCGCCCAUAGCUCCCACCAAGCCUGCUGCAACACCAAGACCACCUGUCGCCACCAGUACUACAACUACAACUACAACUACAACCAAAGCUACCAAAAAACCCAUAGCUACCUCUUCUAGCCAGCAAAGCACACAGCAGGCUGCCGCCACUGUUCAAGGUAACCGAUUGGCAGCCUUGCCCGAAGAAGCCCCUUCAUCCCACCCUGUUGCUCUCUACGUCAUAAUGCCGAUAUUGGUCAUGUCCCUGCUGGUCUUUGGAGCAGUGUUACUAUGGAGACACUGGCGCCUGAAGAACAGCAACACCAUCCACUUUGAUAAUCCAGUGUACCAGAAAACCACAGAGGAUGAGCUGCACAUCUGCAGGAACAGCUCUGAUGGCUACGUCUAUCCUCAGAGGCAAAUGGUGAGCAUGGAGGACAUGGAUGUGGCAUGACCCAGAGAUGAAGACGACACUGGCUGUAUUUGAAGUGACACAGGCCAUUUUGUUUCUACUUCUGCUGCUUAACCCCGCCUCCCCAUGAGCUCAUUUUGUGGCUUAUGUUUCUGACCUCAGCACUGUGCCAUCCAAGUCUGAAGAAAAUACUGAAGAAAAAAAAAAAAAAAAAGAUCUUAGAAGAUGAUGUUCUUACUCCCGAAGCCUUGACUCUUUUGAAGCGAUCUGAUAAUUGUCUUAUCUUUGCCACCAAUACGGCCACCUCUGUAUAUUGAUCCAACGCCCCUCACACAAGUUCUACAAGUUUAACUUGAAAAGCCUGACCCAUUCUGUCUUAACAUUCAUGUGCCUUCCAUCCACACUCUGGUAAUUCAGCAAAGUUAAUGGGAUGUGCAUAAAUGCCUUACUGACCUCACUACCUCCCAAACCAGUCUGUUUGGUAGUAAAUGUGAAAGUGCUUCGGCCACAUCGCAUUAAUGGCCUUCAUAAUGAGACUGCGGCCUUCUCUUCUCUUGGGUAAAGGGUUGCACAUUUAGUUGGCUCCAAUAUCAGAGGCUUUUGCCUUUAUCAUCCAUCAUGUCUCCAAUGUAAGCCCCAUUUAAAUCAGUACUCUCAUUUUUUCCUUUUGUGAACCAUUCCUCAAGAGUGUUGGGAGUCACAGGUGGUUUACAUUGUAAAUGGAAACGCUGCUAAGUUUUCUGAAGUCAACCAAAAUGAAGAAAAAUGUCAAGUAAAAAUCUUAUCAUAGCACUGUAAAUAGUUCCUGUAAAUAUUGUGUUAAACUAUCUUAAGGUCAUUCUGAUGUUGCCUUUUUACAUUUGUACAUUUUAAUCAAGAGAAGUUGUAUAUAUGUAAGAGAUUCUUUUAUUUAUUUAUGGAAAUACAUGAGAGAAGGUUUUUGAUUUGUAGUUAUCUGACUGUAAAUACAGUAAUACUAUAUGUUAAGCACACACCACGGUGUAUUGUUUUUGUUCCAGCUAAGCCAGUCUAACCAUUACACUGUACAGCUGUUAUUUAACUUAUGUUCAAUCCAAACUUUGGUCAGCUGCUUAGUUUUUGUGUGUGCGACAUCCUGUACUAGUAACUACUGCAGCGUAUUGCUGCAACUUACACAAAACUGAUAAAGAACCUCUCUUUGUUCCUUACACGAUUGUGUCUUUUUCAGUGAUAAAUUACGUAAUUUAUUUUGCUUGAGCAUUUCUGUAACUAUGACUUUUUGUUUUCACUGUGAGAUACUGUCAUGUGCAAAGCAGAGAAAUGUAUGUAUGGACAACAGCCGGCUUGUUAAUGCACAAAUUUUUAAA
Molecule: messenger RNA, 4080 nt
Organism: Anoplopoma fimbria (sablefish)
Lineage: Eukaryota; Metazoa; Chordata; Actinopteri; Perciformes; Anoplopomatidae
Gene: ldlrb
Product: low density lipoprotein receptor b
Exons: 18
Coding region: 149-2776 (875 amino acids)
Molecular function (GO): protein binding; calcium ion binding
Source: RefSeq, a predicted model, not a curated record